CAGCGUCAGGUUUCCCUAGCAACAGAGAGCUCUCCCUGCCUCACUGUCUGCAUCUGAAAUUCAGAACAAAAACAGUUAAUUUGUCAGGAACCCAGGAAAGAAAAGACAACAUUAAGUCUGAUACUCUGUAUUUGGAAACAAAAUGGUUAUUUUUACAACAAUCAAGAAAAUGCAGACACCUCCCAGUGAAUAAGAGACUCAAACUUCCGAAACUUUAUUCAAUGCCUAUGCAAUUGUGAAAGAAUUCAAAUUUGCCAGCUGAAAAAAAUGACUGUAAAAUCAAUCAUUCUUGUAAUGGUAUAUCUUCAAACAUACCCUGCAAAUGGACAGAAGAUAUGUGAAAGGCCAAUGAGUGUGGAAUGGCACACACAACCAGAACAACACAUUGUGAAAUGGACUCUGAUGAACAAUAUAUGUUCAAACUUCUACACAGAGUGCUGGAAUAUAAAUACCAAUAACGAAAGGAAUAUGCUAGAACAGAAGGCUUUGAAUGUCCCUCAAAUAUGCCCAUUGCAGCUUCAGUUGGGUGAUAGUCUGUUCAUAUCUUCAGAGGAAACUUUUGAGUUACAUAGGAUAAAUUUGGGGUAUGUUUCCCUGGAAGAAUUUAUUAGGUGCCCUACAAAAGGCUUUCUUCAAGAGCAGUUGAUUUUUGGUAGCAGGUUAAGAGGGACGCACCAAGUUGAUCUUCAGUGGCUCAAAGCUGGAACUCAUUAUUUUGCAGAAAUUCAGACCAAAGGACCACUGUUAUGCAACCUGGGCCUUCGGCUUAAUGUAACAGUAAAGCAGCAGUUUUGCCAACAAUCUUCAAAUGCACCUUUUUGCUCCAGACAUGGCAGAUGCUUAAGCAAUAUAUGGGAAGAGGCAUAUAACUGCCGCUGUUCUCAACAGUAUUUGGGGAGAUUCUGUCAGGAGUUCGACGCAUGCUCCAGUAAACCCUGUCGCAACAAUGCCGCCUGUAUUGACACAAGAGAAGGACUUAUUGGAGAUUCCUACAAAUGUGUCUGUCACUCACAAUUUGCAGGUAAAAACUGUUCAGAAAUAAUUGGACAGUGCCAGCCCCAUGUCUGUUUGAAUGGCAACUGCAGCAAUGUUACUCCAAAUACUUUUCUUUGUAAAUGUAACAAAGACUUUACAGGUCCAUUUUGUGAAGAGCCUGUUGAACAUUGUAUUUCGCAGCCAUGCCUGAAUGGGGGAAUAUGCCAGAAUAAUGAACAUGGAUAUGUUUGUGAAUGUCUGGCCGGAUAUUUUGGCCAUGACUGUGAAGCAGAUGUCAAUGAAUGUUCCUCAAGGCCAUGUCAGAAUGGAGCUACCUGCAUUGAUAUGUCAAAUGAUGUGACCUGUAUUUGUCUGCCAAUGUUCACUGGCAAGUUCUGUGACAACGUGUUGAGACCAUGCGAGUUAUCACCCUGCUUAAAUAAUGCUACUUGUGUAGAUCAGCAGCACAGCUAUUAUUGCUGCUGCAUGCCAGGAUUCACUGGGAAGAACUGUGAGGAAGUAAUUGACUACUGCAGGCUGCUCAGCAUCAACUGUCUGAAUGAAGGAUUGUGUCUCAAUAUAAUUGGAGGAUUCAGUUGUCUCUGCACACCUGGAUGGACAGGGGAAUUCUGUCAAUUUGUCAAAAAUGCAUGUUUAAUUUACCCUGACAAUUGCUACAAUGGAGCUACCUGUAUUGAUGUGACCCACUCUAAAGAGCAACCACAUUUUCAAUGCCUGUGUCUUCGAGGCUUCACAGGAACAUUCUGUGAGAUGGAAAUUAAUGAGUGUGAUUCCAAUCCAUGUAAACACGGAGGAACAUGCAUUGAUUCCAUUGGCCAUUUCAAGUGUACUUGCCUCAUGGGGUUUGAAGGUGAAAAAUGUGAACUGGAUAUUGAUGCUUGCUUGUUCUACAAUAUAAAGUGCAUCUCAGGAAAACUGUGUGUGGACAGACCCCAUGAACUCAAUUCCACAUGUUUGCUGCCAUGUAUUGAAAAUACAGAGUUAUGUGCAAAUGGAGGUAGCUGCUUCCUUGAUGAAGACAACCAGAAUCCUCUAUGUGUCUGUGCUCCUGGAUGGACUGGACAAACGUGCCUGGAGAACAUUAAUGACUGUGAAGAGAACUGGUGCCAGCAUGGAGCCACUUGUGAAGAUGGAAUCAACAAAUACAGGUGCAUCUGUCCUCUGGGAUACAAUGGAUCUUUCUGUGAGCUUGAUAUAGACUACUGCAUUGUAAACCAGUGCUCGGAUCAUGGCUUCUGCCAGGACAACUUGCAUAAUUAUAGCUGUCAGUGCAUGCUUGGAUAUGAAGGACCCUUCUGUGAAGUGGAGAUUAAUGAAUGUUCAAGUUCACCCUGCAAAAAUGGGGCCACCUGUAUGGAUUUAAUUGGCCACUUUUCAUGUCAAUGUGUAAGAGGCUUCAAAGGAGAAACGUGCUCUGUGAGCUUGGAAGAAUGUCUGGACAAGCCCUGUAGGAAUGGAGGAACCUGUGAAGAUGUAAUGAAUGGCUUCAAAUGCAAUUGCCCAUCUGGUAAGGAUUUAUAAGCUUUUACAUUACUCUGCAUUACUCUGAGUAAAGUCACUUUUACAUUAGUUGAA
Messenger RNA from Pelodiscus sinensis (Chinese soft-shelled turtle), 2571 nucleotides. NCBI's taxonomy places the organism in Eukaryota, Metazoa, Chordata, Testudines, Trionychidae. The record is from RefSeq and is a predicted model, not a curated record.